GGAAGCCGGUGUUGCCGGUAGCGGCCGGGUGUGAGGCGUUGUUCCUUGCUUCCUGGUCCGGUGGCCUCGGCAUGAAGAUCACGAGGCAGAAACACGCCAAGAAGCAUCUUGGCUUCUUCCGCAACAAUUUCGGCGUUCGCGAGCCUUACCAGGUACUGCUGGAUGGCACCUUCUGUCAGGCGGCGCUCCGGGGCCGCAUCCAGCUGCGGGAGCAGCUGCCCCGCUAUCUCAUGGGGGCGACGCAGCUGUGUACCACCAGGUGUGUGUUAAAGGAGUUAGAAACAUUGGGAAAGGACUUAUAUGGAGCAAAAUUGAUUGCACAAAAGUGCCAGGUUCGAAAUUGUCCCCAUUUCAAGAAUGCAGUGAGUGGAUCAGAAUGCCUGCUUUCCAUGGUCGAAGAGGGAAACCCUCAUCAUUAUUUUGUGGCAACACAGGAUCAAAAUUUGUCUGUGAAAGUAAAGAAAAAACCUGGAGUUCCUCUCAUGUUUAUUAUUCAGAACACUAUAGUCUUAGACAAACCUUCUCCGAAAACAAUUGCCUUUGUUAAAGCAGUGGAGGCUGGUCAGCUUGUCUCUGGGCAUGAGAAACAAAGUAUCAAACAGCUCAAAGAAGAACAGGGUUUAGUAAAAAACCCUAAACAGAGAAGAAGAAAGAAGCGCAAAAAAAUCAGUGGUCCCAAUCCUCUUAGCUGUUUGAAAAAAAAGAAAAAAGCACAGGAUACAAAACCAUCUUCUGCAUCUGAGAAAAAAAGAAAAGGAAAAAGAAUCCGGAACAGAUCUGCCUCAAAAGUACUUUCUGAAAAACAGAAUGCAGAAGGAUAAUGACUCCCUUGGACACUUUAGAAGACUUUUAAAUGUGAAAAAAUAAAUUUAAUUGAAAUUGUGGAAGUGCUUACCAUAAAAGACUAAACCAAUUUUUGUAAAUGAGCAUAGACUCACAAGCCUCUGCCUAAAAUUAUUUGUAAAAUAAAAAGAGUGAAUGGGUUUAGGUAUGGUGGUAAGUUUUUUCACUCAGUGGUUUGGGGAGAUUGUUUUUCAAGGUAAAACUAUUACCUCCUCUUCCCUCUCUCCCCACAAAAGUAUUAUAUGCAAACAGUAUUUAAAAAAUCAAAUAGUAAUAAAAGGCUUGUUACCAAAAAAAAGAGGGUAGUCCCUCUUUCACAUUCACACAAGAAACCACUUCCAGCUUUUCUAACUAUUCCAGAAUUUACCUUUAUAGUUCUAAAAAUGGGAAUAUGCUGCUAUCUACUGAUCCAUCCAUCAUCUUUUGACUCCCUACUAGGAGAGGAAAUAUUUGCUUGCUUAUUCUCUUUUUCCUCCCAUUCUCUCAGUACGUUAUUAAUAUUUAAGUCUGUAUAUCCCAAACUCAGUAUUUUCAUAUGACUAAAAGCAUUGUUCACUGCUGAACCAAGUAGCAUGCUACGAUUGAAUUUAUUUCUUAUCCUACUUUUUUUUUUAUUACUCCUGAAGUUAAUAAUAGCCUUAUUUUAAGGAUCAGACUACAGAUCCAAUGACUGUAAAGAAUCUCACGAUAUAAUUUUUCUUAUGGUCAGAGCCAUCAGGUAAUACCAGGUCGUUUUUCCCCAAGGAGAUAAUUCUGGAGCCCUCUGACAUCCUCCAGUGUAAGAAAGGUUUUGUAUCUAAAUUGAAUUGAAUAAUCAAAAUUGUCUUUUCCAGCCCUUCUCCCCUUGUUUUAAUCAUCCAUCAGGCCAAAAUUAAAAUGUUUUUGCACCGUAAGACUGAAAUAUAAAAUUAUUUUAAGUUCUUAACAGGAACAUUUUUAGUAAAAGCUAUUGAAAAAAGUGAACAGUCUAUAGUUCCUAUGAGUGAGGAUAACAUUUAUUAAUGGCAGGUUAGUUACCAGAUCAAAUGUAGACAAAGCAGUAUAGCAGGUGGAAUGUACCCUGAUGGUAUUCGUUUCAACCUGUUAAAAUUGAGUACAUUUCUGGUAUUCUUGUUAACAAAAUAAAGCUUAUUUAUGCUUAUUCAGUGCUAUCUGAUUGCUUACUAAUAGUCUCUGGGCUGGAAACCUGAAAAGUCACCUCAUUUUAGGAUUUAUUUUUAAAUAUUUUAAAUCUUAAAACUUUGAUUUGCCAUUUAUUUUUCGAGUUAGAUUAAAAGAUUUUUAAAGAAAAAAAUCUCCCCAUAUUCUUGUAUAAUCCUCUUGUGAAUAUUACACUUAGACUUCUCCCAAAUCUACCUCAAUCCCAAGUAAUAUUUGCUUUUUUUUUCUCACCAUUCUUGCUUUCUUUUCCAUACAAUCUGGGGUGGUGUGGGUAAUCACUCAUGGGACCUUUUGGUUAGCUGCUGUUAACCACUGUGCCACCAGGGCUCCUUCUUGCAGUAAACUAAGGCUAAUUAACUGUAUACACCACCUCCCACUUAAACCUACAAAUCCUUACAAGACACUCAGGAACAGAUGUCCUUUGUAACCUGGGGACUGCCUGUACUGAGCUUCAAGGAUAGAAUUCUCCUUUCUAUGCGUGAAGUUAAGAGAUUGAAUCAUGUCUCUGCAACUAGGUAAAUGGCUAUGAUUUGACAGGCUUAAUAGUUUUUCAUGAGUGAGUAAAACGAAUUGUUAGAAUUCAAAUUCUUUAAAAUGUUUUAAAAACAUAUCAUUUAAUUGUACCUUAACUUUUCUUUAGUAUUGUUAAUUUGGGCGUAAAUGAAAAAAUGCUGUAAUUUAAGAGAUCGUAACAUCCUUGUAUAUAUGUAUAAAGGAAUGUGUGUGUGUGUGUGAAGAUACAUGUAUUUCCUAAUGGGAAUAAAGUCAGAAGAUUAGGUGCCUGGACUGAGUUUAGGAACUGCUUUCUCAUGAUGUUAGGUCAAUGGUCUCCAAACAUUUAGUCAUACAACCUUACCAGUAAAAAAAAAAAAACAAGUGUGUAUUUGGAAACCCUGGUGGCAUAGUAGUUAAGUGCUUAAGGCUGCUAACCAAAGGGUUGGCAGUUCGAAUCUGCCAGGUGCUCCUUGGAAACUCUGUGGGGCAGUUCUACUUUGUCCUACAGGGUCGCUCUGAGUCGGAAUCGACUCGACGGGUGGGUUUUUUUUAUACUUGUAAUAUAUGUAUAUUUGUAAACUACAUAGAUUUGUUACAUUAUAAAAUAGAGAAAAAAAACAAUUUAAAGGAUAAUAAUCAUUUUAGUAUUUUUGCCAUUAUACCCAGUGCUAUUGUGUCAAUUCCAACUCCUAGCAACCAUAUAGGGCAGAGUAGAACUGCCUCACAGGAUUUCCAAGGAGUAGCUGCUGGAUUCAAACUGCUGACUUUUUGGUUAGCAGCCAAGCUCUUAACCAUUGUGCCACCAGGGCUCCAGUUUUACCAUUAGAUGGCUUCAUUAGGCCAAUUAGUAUUUAAAAGCAUAAGAAGGUUUACCAACAAUAUUGGAUAUGAAAGUACUUCUAGGAGUUUUUGUAAUUAAAUUUUUCCUUUAGAUCUGACUAGAUCAUUGGUUUUUCCUUUAUAGUAUUGGUGAGAAAGUAUAAUAUGUAUACUAGGAGCAGGAUGUAUCAAUAUAUAUUUGCUGAAUGAAUUAAAAUGAGGUCAGACCUGGUGGCUAAAAACCUAACGAGUCACCACAGAGGAGAGUCAUGGCCUUUUGUCCAGUUUCCAGACCUAAACCAGUUUUCAGACCCAGAGCCCCUUAAGGGGAGAUUGGUUUCUCUUGAAGAACUCUGAAGCAUUGCUGCAUGUAUAUACUGUAAAUCUUCCUCAAAGCCUAUGGCAGACGGACCUGUGAGUUCCUAAAUCAGCUGUUUGCAGCUGCUCUUCCAGAUGUAAUAUCUUUGCUGGGACAAAUCAAUACUGCCCCUGUCAUAUGAUAUGCAGCUAGUGACUGGAAAAUAGAAAUACUCAGACCUUCUGGGUAUUUUAGGUACUGGUUCUGAAUUUUUGCUAAUUGCUAAAAAAAAAAAAAUUCCUAGGGACCCAAAAUGCCACUGGUAUACCAGUCAAAGAGGGGCUUUAUAGUGUUCAGGUCAUAAAUCGAGUCUCAGCCCAAGUUUGAAUCACAGUGGACUGAGUAGGUCCAUGAACGCACCCUAUGCUUUUUCCCCAGUUUCAGAAUGUAUAAUUGUUAAAGACAUACUUGGAAACUAAUUGCAUCCCAAUAUUGAUUGGCUGUUUCUAUUUAUAGACAAAGGGUCAUUAGGGUAGGAACGGCCAGGUGGAAGGCACUGGAACAUCUCCCCACCAAAAAAACCGAUUGUGGUCAAGUCGAUUCUGAUGCAUAACAACCCUAUAGAACAGAGUAGAACUGCCACACAGAGUUUCCAUGGAGCGGCUGGUGGAUUCAAACUGCCAACCUUUUUGAUUACCAGCCAUAGCUCUUAACCACUGCACCACCAGGGCUCUCCCGACCAGGGUAGUAAACCCAAAACAAUAGCACAUUAUUAGAGGAAUCGCAGAGAUUACUACCAUCAUCACACACUUGAAUGAUGAAGAAGUGUUGAUUCUUAUUACAUAUCCAC
This is a messenger RNA of Loxodonta africana (African savanna elephant), 4466 nucleotides long. It is a transcript of the gene UTP23, whose product is annotated as UTP23 small subunit processome component. The coding region runs from base 72 to 821 and encodes 249 amino acids. NCBI's taxonomy places the organism in Eukaryota, Metazoa, Chordata, Mammalia, Proboscidea, Elephantidae. The transcript is spliced from 3 exons. Gene Ontology annotation, molecular function: small ribosomal subunit rRNA binding. The record is from RefSeq and is a predicted model, not a curated record. Gene Ontology annotation, cellular component: small-subunit processome; nucleolus.